AGAGUGGCAGUAAGACCAGUCGGGCCCCACAGCAGUGGUCUGCUGGGCUCUGCUAUGAGGCAGGAUUACCAGGGCCCUCUCAGAUGAACUGCAGUCAAGUCGACCUGGGGAUGAGUAUGAUGGACCUAGUCCACAGUGACAAUGACGUCCUGAGUGUAUCAAAUGUCUUCAAGGGCUGGCUGGCCGACUGCUCCACUGACACGGAACACCUCCACCUCCUCCUCCCUGCCAGGCUCGGGGAACCUCCCCUCACUCUCAAGUGUGACCUACAGGACAGGAUCAUCGACCCCCACUCCCUUCUUAACACCGGAGAGAGAAUUUGCACUAAAUGCAGGGAGUUCCCCAGCAGUCCGUCCUCACACCGCCAAGGUGUCAAAUGCUGCUCUAACUCCUCAACUGCCAGUCUACAAGUUGAGAGCUGAAGCCCUCGUUCAACCAGAGGGUGUGUGUGAGAGUGUGUUGUUUGGGAUGCCACUGAGUCUGAGGCCCACUGCCUGCUGGAGACUGGACUGGGAGGAACUGGAGAGAAACCAGGGGUGGUUCACUGCCCUCUGUCGCUCCUCCAACAAAAGGGAAACUACUUGCUGGCUGUGGCAGAGGACUCGGAACUGAGUCCCCGUUUCCUGAUUCUGCCCUCUCCGCCCCCCUCGUUAAGCCUCAUGAUUAAGUCCAUAGCUGUGCAGGAGCUGAUGAUGCCACAGGAGGUACCUCUGCCUGAAGACCAACCAUCUGACCAGGCAACUAGUGCCGUGGAACACUCCCUUGACACUCUGGAGAUAAAGACCACGUACAAUCCUCUGACUGUGUCCUCUAACCUGUACCACUCACUCUCUGUUAAUAAGAGGGGCUCCCUCUCUAAAGGCCACAGGGUUCUCCCCACUGGUCCUCAGCAACAGAUUACAGGGGCAUUCUCUUCUGGUCGGGACUCCCGCAGUCUGGGCCCAAGAAAGCAGUACAAUACCACCAAAACCUACUCUGAGAAGUGAUAUUAUAUAUAGCAAUACUUAUAAUCUGUGCAUAAAGCUGCAUACUGUUAUACACAUUAGCCAUUUGCCACUAAAUUGCAUGAUAUCAUCUGUAAAAUUAUUUGUCCAUCU
Messenger RNA from Geodia barretti, 1097 nucleotides. The record is from the annotation of a GenBank genome assembly. NCBI's taxonomy places the organism in Eukaryota, Metazoa, Porifera, Demospongiae, Tetractinellida, Geodiidae.